AUGGUGAUAAACGUUCUUCUCAGGGGGAAGGAGAGGAGUGGUACUUGUGUAGAGGAGCAGCUGUCCUGCUGUACUUUGUGUCAGCACAUCCUGAAGGAUCCAUUUUCUACCAGCUGUGGCCACUGGUUCUGCAGACGGUGUAUCACAUCAUACUGGGACCAGUCUGCUGCUUCAGGACGCUCCUCCUGUCCCCAGUGUGGAGAAAGAUCCAAAACAAGAUCUGGAAUGCAGACAGCCAAUCAAACAUGCUUAGUACAAGCAGAUUCUGGUCUGCAGGAGGUUUUAGAUGGACACAAGCUCAGUCUGAGGAAGAGAUGUGAAUAUGUGAGUAAAGAAAGUGGUGACAAAGGAAGUAGAACCCUCCUCAACAGGAUCUACACUGAGCUCUACAUCACAGAGGGACAGAGUGAAGAGGUUAAUACCCAACAUGAGGUUAGGCAGCUGGAGGCAGCCUCCAAGAUCAAGAGCCUUCAUGACACUCCAAUCAGGUGCCACGACAUCUUUAAACCUGACCAACAUGGAGCCAUCAGAGUGGUUCUGACAAAUGGUGUUGCUGGUGUUGGAAAAACCUUCUCAGUGCAGAAGUUCACUCUGGACUGGGCCGAGGGCUUGGAGAACCAAGAUGUCAGUGUGGUGAUUCUGCUUUCAUUCAGGGAGCUGAACUUGAUCAGAGAUGAGCAGUACAGUCUUCUCACACUGAUCCAUGAUUUCCAUCCAUCAUUAAAGAAGCUCCCAGCAGAGAAGCUGUCUGUCUGUAAACUUCUCUUCAUCUUUGAUGGUCUGGAUGAAAAUAGACUUUCAUUGGAUCUCACCAACAGAAAUGUUGUGACUGACGUCACACAGAAGUCAUCAGUCAAUGUGCUGCUGACAAACCUCAUCAAGGGGAGUCUGCUUCCCUCGGCUCUGGUCUGGAUAACAUCCCGACCUGCAGCAGCCAAACAGAUCCCUCCUUCAUGUGUUGACAGGGUGACAGAAGUACGAGGGUUCACUGAUACCCAGAAGGAGGAGUACUUCAGGAGGAGGUUCAUUGAUGGAGAUUUGUCCAGCAGAAUCAUCUCCCACAUCAAGACCUCCAGGAGCCUCCACAUCAUGUGUGGAAUCCCAGUCUUCUGCUGGAUCACUGCUACAGUUCUGGAGCACAUGUUGACCACAGAGCAGAAGGAACUGCCCAAGACCAUGACUGACAUGUACUCACAUUUCCUGCUGGUUCAGACAAAAAUAAAGAAGAACAAGUACCAUGAAGGACAUGAGACAGGUUCACAGGAGCUGACAGAGGCUGACAAAGAUGUGCUUCUGAAGCUGGGGAGGCUGGCUUAUGAACAUCUGGAAAAAGGAAACAUCUUGUUCUACCAAGAAGACCUACAGCAAUGUUGUCUUGAUGUAACAGAUGCCUCGAUGUACUCAGGAGUUUGUACAGAGAUCUUUAAACGAGAAUGUGUGAUCUUCCAAAAACCAGUUUAUAGCUUUGUUCAUUUGAGUGUUCAGGAGUUUUUGGCUUCAGUCUACAUGUUCCACUGUUUGCGCAAGUGGAACACUAAAGUGAUGCAAAGCUUCCUGGGAGAAGACUACAAUUACCCAUCAUUGGAUGACUUUUUGCACAGUGUCAUGGAGAAAUCUAUUAGAAGCAAAAAUGGCCACCUGGACCUGUUUGUUCGCUUCCUUCAUGGUCUCUGUGUGGAGUCCAACCAGAGACUUUUAGGAGGCCUCCUGGGUCAGACGGGUUACAGUCCAGAAAUCCUCCAGAGAGUCAUCAACAACCUGAAGAAGAUAAACACUGAUUAUUUUUCUCCAGACAGAGAUCCUGAGAGAUGCAUCAACAUUUUUCAUUGUCUAAUGGAGAUGAAAGACCUCUCAGUCCAUCAGGAGAUCCAGGAGUUCCUGGAGUCGAAAAACAGAUCCAAGAGGAAACUCUCAGAGAUCCAGUGUUCAGCUCUGGCCUACAUGCUUCAGAUGUCAGAGGAGGUUCUGGAUGAGUUGGACCUGAAGAAAUACAACACAUCAAAUAAGGGACGACUGAGAAUGAUUCCAGCUGUUAAGAAUUGCAGAAAAGCUCUACUUGGUUCUUGCCAGCUCUCAGUAUCUCACUGUGAAGUUGUGGCCUCAGCUCUGAACUCCAACCCCUCCUAUCUAACACAACUCGACCUGAGUAACAACAAUCUGAAAGAAUCUGGAGUCAAGCAUCUGUGUUCUGGACUGGAGAGUCCCAACUGUAGACUGGAAACUUUGAGAUUAGAGAAAUGCACUCUGUCAGAGAUCAGUUGUUCUUUUCUGGUCUCAGCUCUGAAGUCCAACUCCUUCCAUCUGACAGACCUGGAUCUGAGCAGGAACAGCCUGUCUGAUGGUGAAGUCAGGGAGUUCUGUGGAUUUCUGGAGAGUCCUAACUGUAGGCUGAAACGUCUGAGACUGGAAUGCUGCUGGUUGUCGAAGAUCAGCUGUUCGUGUUUGAUUUCAGCUCUGAAGUCCAACCCCUCCCAUCUGACAGACCUGGACCUGAGUGGGAAUGACCUGUUUGACUCUGGAGCGAUGGAGCUCUGUGGUUUUCUGGAGAGUCCACACUGUAGACUGAUAACUCUGAGACUGGAGAACUCUUGGUUGUCAGAGGACAGCUGUGUUCAUCUGGGCUCAGCUCUGAAGUCCAACCCCCUUCAUCUGACCGAACUAAACCUGAGUGGAAACAAACUGAAAAAACUGAAGGAGCUCUGUGGCUUUCUGGAGAGUCCACACUGUAGACUGAACACUCUCAGACUGAGGACAUGCAGGUUGUCAAAGUUCAGCUGUUCUGCUCUGGCCUCAGCUCUGAAAUGCAAUCCCUCCUAUCUGACAUGCCUGGACCUGACUGGAAACAAAAACAUGGGGGAUUCUGGAGUGAGGAAACUCUGUCAUUUUCUGAAAACUCCACAGUGUAAACUGAAGACUCUGAGAUUGGAACGCUGCAAGCUAACAGAGAUCAGCUGCUUUUGUUUGGUCUCAGCUCUGAAGUCCAACCCAUCCCAUUUGACAGACUUAGAUCUGAGUAACAACUACAAUCUUGAGGAUCCUGGAGUGAAGGAGAUCUGUGGUUUCCUGGAGAGUCCAUACUGUGAACUGAACACUCUGAGAUUGAGGACCUGCAAAUUGUCACGGCUCAGCUGUUCUGCUCUGGUCUCAGCCCUGAAGUCCAAUCCCUCCCGUCUCACACAACUGGACCUGAGCAACAACAGCUUGCAGGAUUCAGAUGUUCGGCAGCUGUUGGAUCUGGUGAAGAGUCCUGACUACAAAUUGGAGUCUCUGAGGACCAAAACCAAACCGAGUUGGCUGUGGGGGACUUCGUCUUCAAUAGAGCCGUUCACAGCCUCGGUGAGCAGCCCGUUACCUUUAAACGAAGGACUGUCCACCUCUGUGGGAAUCGCUGUGUUUCGUCUGGAGAAGCCGCUCUGA
This is a messenger RNA of Nematolebias whitei (Rio pearlfish), 3417 nucleotides long. RefSeq names its product NACHT, LRR and PYD domains-containing protein 12-like. NCBI's taxonomy places the organism in Eukaryota, Metazoa, Chordata, Actinopteri, Cyprinodontiformes, Rivulidae. The transcript is spliced from 10 exons. The record is from RefSeq and is a predicted model, not a curated record. Bases 1 to 3417 code for a protein of 1138 amino acids. Gene Ontology annotation, molecular function: protein binding.